Planococcus citri (citrus mealybug) is the source of this 1949-nucleotide messenger RNA. RefSeq names its product UNC93-like protein MFSD11. Lineage: Eukaryota; Metazoa; Arthropoda; Insecta; Hemiptera; Pseudococcidae. The record is from RefSeq and is a predicted model, not a curated record. The transcript is spliced from 8 exons. The coding region runs from base 119 to 1447 and encodes 442 amino acids.
ACUCUGUAGUUGGUUGAGUUUGAGUAAAUGAUUAUUAUUUAAUUAUCAACUUAGCUAUUCAUUUGACCAAUUAUCCUGCUCGUGAUUGAUUUUUUUUCGUGUAACGUGAAAAUUUUCGAUGAUGUUUACUGUACCAAGCUCUCGACUGAUGAAAGAUGUUUAUUUGGGAUUGUGUUUCAUGAUGAUAUUCGCUUCAAAGAGUGGUUUGGACAAUGUAACGAAAACAGUUACAACGAGUAUUGAAAAAGACGACCCAUCGUGUCAUUUAGACGGGUACAUCAUGGCCGGAAUCGGAUACACUGCACUUUCUGCGGGAAUGUGGUUUUCUCCAGCAAUAGUUGCGGCGAUUGGUCCAAAAUUCGCUAUGGUAUUAGGCACAAUUACAUUCGUAUUCUUCUUGUUGACCAUGUUAGCUGAGCAAAGUUUAUGGAUAUAUUUCUCAACGGCGUUGACCGGUUUUGGAGGUUCAGUUUUGUGGACUGGGCAAGCUACUUAUACUGUAUUAAAUUCAGAAAUAGGCAGAGUGUAUAGGGGAAUCGGUGUGUUUUGGAUACUAUACCAAUCUAGUCAUUUUCUCAGUAACUUGAUCGUCUACCUCAUAUUCAAUGACGUCCACCGGUCGAUCGACAGAUCGAUGAGAUUACAAUUAGAAUUGAUUCUGCUGUGUUUCAACGUGGUUGGAGUGUUAAUGCUGUUUGGUCUGAGACCACCGUUACGUAGUAAACAUGAAAACGCCGUUCGGUCGCCGUUUAGCGAAAUUCUGAAAUCGUUCAAGAUUCUAUUCUCACCUAAAAUGAUGAUUUUAAUCGUAUCCAUGAUUAGCAUGGGUCUUCAUUUCGCAUUUUUACAUAUUCUCUGCGCUAGUAUGGGAUUUUCCAAAUAUCUAUCAGCAAAUUCCAAAGAACUAGCUCCACUUUGCGGUCUACUCCAAGGAAUCGGCGAAGUGUUUGGUGGAGUAUCAUCAAUUGUAAUCGGAGGAAAAACUGUGUUCAAUUUACGAUCUCAGAUGACUUCUGCUGUCUUGUGUAAUAUAUUGAGUUACAUUAUUGUAUUCCUGGCUUUACCGAAUACUGCUCCUCAAACGUAUACCGAUGAUUUACCUAUCAUGAUGUUACCGAUCUGGGUACUCGUAUUUGGUGCGUUUUUAUCCGGUUUUGGAGAUGCAUGUUUACAAACAGAAAUGUACAACUGCUUAGGAACCAUGUAUCCAAAUGAUAGUCCAUCAGCAUUCGCAGCGUUCAAAUUUAUUCGAUUUACUGCAACAGCGAGUGGUUUCUAUUAUAGUGAAUAUUUAGGUUUGUACACCCAGCUCAUUAUUUUGAUCACGAUGAACGUCAUUUCGUGGAUAUUGUAUCAUUGUGCUCAAUGGUUUUCGAUCAAUACAGCAUCGAAGGAUGAAAUUCAGCCAGAUAACGUAUCCGAUGGACGAACGAUAGAAACUAAAUAAUAGGUAAACAUGAAACAUCGUUGAACAAAAUCUACAAAAUAGAACAAGUUCAAAUUAAGUAACAUUUGAACGAUUGAGUCGAUUGAAUACUUAUAAUGACGUAUAUUUACAAAUAAGCAUGUCCGAAUAUUCGAAAAAAGAUUCGUUUUAAUUAUCAUCACGUAUAAAUGUUUUUUUCUGAAAACCACAACUUAGCAUGUCCGAAUACCUAUCCGAAGCGAGAUUCGUUUAAUUCUCAUCACGUUGAAAUUGUUAUUCCUGAAAAAUUACUCGCUCUCAAUAAAUACCUACUUACCUAUAGAACAAAUUAGGUGAGAUAUGAGUAUGACAAAGAUUUCGUUGCAUAAGUGUUUUGAAGUGAUCAUAAAAUAUUACUCAAAGUUGAAGUGCUGAAUUUGCAAGUUUUCGAAAAGAGUUGAUAAAAGUUGAAGAUCGAGUGAUAAUUAAUUAAUUAAUAAUAUACCUAAGUAUCUAUAUAUAUAUUGAAUUAUCUUAUCGCGUU